Molecule: messenger RNA, 1914 nt
Organism: Monopterus albus (swamp eel)
Lineage: Eukaryota; Metazoa; Chordata; Actinopteri; Synbranchiformes; Synbranchidae
Product: extracellular calcium-sensing receptor-like
Exons: 6
Biological process (GO): G protein-coupled receptor signaling pathway
Cellular component (GO): plasma membrane
Molecular function (GO): G protein-coupled receptor activity
Source: RefSeq, a predicted model, not a curated record
AUGGCGUCCACACAGAGGUGGCCAGGGCAGGGCUGGGCACUUUUACAGCUGUUGUUGUUGGUGUCUUUCUCUCCGGCUGAGGAGCUGGUGUGCCGGCAGAAAGGGGAUCCUGAGAACCCCCAAAUAUUUAAGGAUGGAGACAUUAUAUUGGGGGGAAUCUUCUCUUUCCACAGCAGCUGGAAAGACAGAAAGGAUGCCUACAAUGACAAACCACUGCCUCUUGAAUGCAUGAGUUUGAGUUUCACAGAGUUCCGGUUUGCCCAGGCUAUGAUUUUUGCCAUUGAGGAGAUUAAUAACAGCAGAAACCUACUACCUGGCAUCUCUCUGGGCUAUAAGUUGUAUGAUGACUGUGGUUCUAGUGCCAGAAGUGUGAGGGUUGCACUGGCUUUGGCUAAUGGUAAUGAAGUUGUGUCUGUACCCACUGAGCCACCAUGUACCAGACCUGCACAAGUGCAGGCCAUUAUAGGAGACACCUCUUCCUCUCCUUCUGUUGCUGUUGCUACGGUCAUCGGACCCUUUCAUGUCCCACUGAUCAGCCCCUUGGCCAGCUGUGCUUGUCUCAGUGACAAAACCAAAUACCCAUCCUUCCUCAGAACAGUACCCAGUGACUACUAUCAGAGCAAAACCCUGGCCCAGUUGGUCAGGUACUUCGGUUGGACUUGGGUUGGAGCUAUUAGAGGCAAUGAUGAUUAUGGCAAUAAUGGCAUGGCUACAUUCACAGAAACUGCACAGCAACUGGGCAUCUGUCUGGAGUAUUCUCUGUCUUUCUUUAGAACAGAUUCAUCAGAAAAAAUAAACAAGAUAAUUGACAUUAUCAAGUCUUCCACCUCCAAAGUGAUUGUAGCUUUUAUCUCUGAUUUGGAUAUGAAUGUGCUAAUAUACAAAUUGUCUCAGCACAACGUGACUGGGUACCAGUGGGUAGGAACUGAGGGCUGGAUCAUUGAUUCACAAACUGCAGAAAUGGAUACACAUCAUGUUCUGGAUGGUGCCAUAGGCCUGUCCAUCCCCAAAGCACAUGUCAGUGGCAUGAGAGAGUUCAUAUUAGAUGUGAAACCACUUAAUUCAUCUAAUCAUGAAAUGUUUACAGAGUUCUGGGAGACUUUAUUUAACUGUAAAUUCAAACAGUCAAACUCAUCAGCAGAGAAUCAGAGAGAAUGUACUGGACAUGAAGAUCUGACUGGAGUGAAAAAUGGCUUCACUGAUAUGUCAUUCAUGCCUAUAUUUAACAAUAUUUAUAAAGGAGUGUAUGCUGUGGCACAUGCACUUCAUAAUAUUCUUGGCUGUAAUGAAACAUGUAACUACAAUGUGCAGCUAGAUCCACUCACGAAUUUAUGUCACAUAAGAAACAUUAACUUCAAAACCAAGGAAGGAGAUGAGGUUUACUUUAAUGAGAAUGGAGACCCAGCAGCAAAGUAUGAAAUUAUAAACUGGCAGCCAACAGAAAAUGGCAUUCUGGACUUUGUCACAGUUGGACUUUAUGAUGCAUCCUUACCUGCAGGCAAACAGCUGAGUCUGCAACUUGAGUCAUUUAUUUGGGCACAGAACUCAAAACAGGUACCUGUAUCAGUUUGCAGUGAGAAAUGUCCCCCAGGAACUCGCAAGGUUCUCCAGAAAGGGAAACCUGUCUGCUGCUAUGACUGUAUCAGAUGUGCAGAGGGAGAAAUAAGCAACAUGACAGAUUCUAUCACCUGUGAGCGAUGCCACCCCGAGUCCUGGUCCAGUGAGAGAAGAGAUGCCUGUGUAAAGAAGGAGGCAGAGUUUCUGUCAUAUGAAGAAAUUAUGGGAGUACUGCUCACUGCAGCGGCCUUAUUUGGAACAUGCAUGACUGCUGUUGUGGCAGCCAUUUUCUUCAGAUACAGGACAACUCCUAUUGUCAGGGCCAACAACUCUGAGCUGAGCUGCCUGCUGCUCUUC